CCCCCAUCGUUUUGUUCAAAAUAGAACUCCAACCAUGAAUGUACAUUCUGUCCACAUUAUCUUCUUCUUCUCUCUACAAACCCCAUGAUGCUGCAUAAAUUACAGCACCAGUGAUGCAGACAAUUAAUGGCUUCUCUUCUUCUACUUCUUAUUCCCGUCACACCCUAAAUUUUCUUUUUAGAGUUCUUUCUGUUUCUGCCAAAAACCCUCAUCCUUACUCCACCAUCUUUUCUUCUUCUUCUGUUCAUCGCCUUCAAACCAAACGAACUUCCGCUCCAAAAAACUGUGAGAAUCCUAGUCUCAAAAGACUCACUUCUCGAAUAGUUGAACUCACCCGUAGAAAACAACUUCACCAGGUAUUUCAGGAAAUUGGGUAUGCAAAGAAGCGAUAUGGUAAGGUGAAUACAAUUGUGAUGAAUGCUGUAAUGGAAGCUUGUGUUCAUUGCGGUGAUGUUGAUUCAGCUCUUCGGAUCUUUCAUGAGAUGGAAAUGCCUGAUAAUUGUGGAGUUGAUACUAUUAGUUUUGGUAUCCUGUUGAAGGGCUUAGGUGAGGCACGAAGAAUAGAUGAAGCAUUUCAGUUAAUUGAAUCAAUGGAGCGACCAACUGUUUUAGGAAAUCCAGGGAUGUCCCCGGAAGUGAUCUAUGGAUUUUUCAAUGCUCUGAUUGAAGCAGGGGAUCUCCGCCGUGCUCAUGGACUUCUUGCACGAUAUCGUGUUGUGCUUCGUGGAGGAGGCCCGUCAAUCCAAAUGUACAACUUAUUAAUGAAGGGGUAUAUAAAUGCUGGCUGUCCUGAGGAUGCUUUGGCUGUACACAAUGAAAUUCUAAGCAAAGGAAUAAAGACCGAUCGGUUUACUUAUAAUACUCUUUUGUUAGCAUGUGUAAAGUCUGAAAGGAUGGAUGCUGCAAUGCAGCUAUAUGCUGAAAUGAAGGACGAAGCGCAAAAAAUUGGAAGCCAUUAUCUUUUUCCAGAUACUGUCACUUACACUACGUUAAUUAAGGGCUUUGGGAGUGCCAAGGACUUGCAUUCAGUUCUAAAGAUUGUGAUGGAAAUGAAAUCAUUGCCCGAUCUGCUUAUUGAUCGAAUUGCAUACACCGCGAUUAUUGAUGCCUUGCUAUCUUGUAAUUCAACUAAAAGUGCGAUUUGCAUAUUUGGAGAGCUAUUGAAGCGAGCAGGUGGGAAUCCAAAACUGCGGCCAAAACCACACCUUUAUCUUUCUAUGAUGCGAGCUUUUGCUCUUAGAGGAGAGUAUAGCAUGGUCAAAAGUCUUCAUUCACGCAUGUGGCCAGAUACUUCAGGAGUCAUCUCUACUGCAGUUCAAGCAGAAGCCGAUGAACUCCUUAUGGAAGCAGCAAUAACUAAUGGUCAGGAUGAAAACGUGGAACAUGAACUUUAUCACUUGACAACUUAUGCCAUCACGAUGUCUUGUAUACAAAGGGUUGAUGUGGCUAGACGGAUACUCUCAAAUAUUGUCACGAAAUGGGAAUGCGUAUCCUGGACAAACAGAGGAAGCAUGGCUGCUGUAAGGGUCGAGGCUUUAUCUGGAUUCACCAGAUCUGCAUUUACCCCUUACCUCCUUCCUCAGGUAUCUCUGGAUGAUCCAAUUGAGACUAUAAUGAGACCGUUUGGAGAAGCUCAGCCAUUGCUAGUCAACUUAGACGUGGAGAAUGUACCAAUGCGGUUCUUCAAAGAUGAAGUUGUCCCUAUUAUUGACGAAUGGGGAAGCUGUGUAGGAGUUGUUCAUCGGGAAGAUUGCAAUCAGGAUCUAUUUAGUGAAUGAACUGAGAGAAAAUAAAGAAAACGGUGUAAGUGAGAAUAUGCGUUAAGAGUUGUGAAAGAGACCAACCAACUCUUUCUUUUCUUAUAUGCAAUGGUCGGUUAAAACAUGUUACGAUACAACUACACCAGCAUUGUCCCUGGCCCGUUUUAUGAGGGUGGUUUUGCUACUUAAUAUCCCAUGACCAUUCUUGCUCAAGGAGGGGUUAUUCUAAAACCUUUUCUGUCCGGCCAAAGUUGUUGAACUUCAAUGGCAAAAUGAAAGCAAAAUGCUUACAAUUUGAAAUAAACGUUUGAUAUGAUUCAAGUACUGGAAAGUGCUUUCGGUUUUGGAAUACAUAUGCAUACCUACAGACUGGAAAUACAAACAUACAAUUUGUAUGUCAUUUUUUCAUUAUAGAAACC
Messenger RNA from Papaver somniferum (opium poppy), 2179 nucleotides. RefSeq names its product pentatricopeptide repeat-containing protein At5g10690-like. Lineage: Eukaryota; Viridiplantae; Streptophyta; Magnoliopsida; Ranunculales; Papaveraceae. The transcript is spliced from 14 exons. Gene Ontology annotation, molecular function: protein binding. The coding region runs from base 114 to 1778 and encodes 554 amino acids. The record is from RefSeq and is a predicted model, not a curated record.